Molecule: messenger RNA, 2099 nt
Organism: Hipposideros armiger (great roundleaf bat)
Lineage: Eukaryota; Metazoa; Chordata; Mammalia; Chiroptera; Hipposideridae
Gene: INAFM1
Product: InaF motif containing 1
Exons: 1
Coding region: 1316-1732 (138 amino acids)
Source: RefSeq, a predicted model, not a curated record
GUGCCAGUAUCCGGGCCAAGUUUCUCGCCUACAGAAGCUUACAUCUGGGGCAUGGCAACUAGCCGGUGACUCUUCCAAAGGACUUUAAUUUCUCAGCCACUGGCCCUGUCUCUAUUAAAACGCAGCGCUUUCGCUAAUCUUUGAACUGUGUUUCUGGCGGGGGCAGGCUGGGUUGCUGUGCUUGGCAGGCUUUUCCGUGGCGGAAGAGGCGGGAGGAAAGGGUCUUUCUCCACCCCCCUGAUACGUCUUCCCUUCCCCUCCCCACCUCCCGCAGGCCUCCCUGAAUUCCUGAAGACGCUGCUGGGAGGGGACUGAAGCUUCCCCGCCUUGAUGGGGGCGGGGGCGGCUGGAGGGGGUUAUUCUGGCUCUCGAGGCUGUGCUCUUUCCACCCUGGAGCCCACUCUGGACCCCAUUGUUUAGGGAAAGGGAGAAAUUAAGGGUGGUCGGGUUGGAGCUGGGGACGAGGCGUGGUUGGGUGUGGGCUGGAGCUGGAACGUCCGGGCGUGAGUUUAGACCUCCCGACACAAAGUAUGGAGCAGGCGGUUGGUUCCGUGAGGGGAGUGGUUAGGGCUCCUGGGCGAGGCCAGAAUCCGGGUGGGUGGAGUUAGAACGUGCGAAGUGUUAGGAAAAGGGGUGGGGCUACGAGGCCGGUUUUUGGGAGCUCCUAACACUUUGGGGGCAGUCACCAGCGGAGGGCGUAGUUAGAAUUCGGUGCUGAAACAAGUGGCGUAAGGAAGAGGAAAGGGGAGAAUCGGGUGGAGCCUGGACUACAGAGAAGAGGGCGGAAUCGAAUGCUGGAGUAUAGUCUGAUUCGGAGAAAAGCAAGUUGGGACUGGGGCGGGACUUGAGAGGCCUGAGCCUGCAAGGAGGCGGGGCUUGGGGGCGUGGCUAGAUGCCUGGAAGAAGACAAGUCCCGAGAAGGGGCAGGGCGCGGGGCGGAGGCCCCAAAAAGAGGAGGGAGGGGCUAGGCGGUGGGGCGAGCUCACAUUUAAGAGGCGUGGGUAUAACUCAGAAGUCUGGUAGUAGUCGGCUGGGCCAGGACCUGCAUUUAAGAUAAAACCAGGUAUUGCAAGCCUGGGGGCGGGGUCAGAGCGCUGUGGUUAAGUUUUAGCUUGAUAAUGGUUGGCUGGAGGCUAAGGAGGGGCGGGCCUAGGACGCUAAGGAAGCCCGCCCGUGCGGGGGCGUGACCACACUGGCGGGGGCGCGGUUGGACCAGGGAGAUUUAGAGCGCGGAGGCGGUCCUCCGGGGGCGGGGCCUAGGUCGCGGGGGUGGGCCUUGUGCGGGCCUCCGCGCGGGGCGGAGUGGGUUGCGGGGAUGCGGGGCACGAGCUGCGUGGGCGGCGGCGAGAGCCCGGGUGGAGCCGGGCUGAGCGAGGGCCCGCGGGGUCGCUGGCUGCGCCUGGCCCCGGUCUGCGCCUACUUCCUCUGCGUCUCAUUGGCCGCUGUAUUGCUCGCCGUCUACUACGGUCUCAUCUGGGUUCCCACGCGGCCCCCCGCGGCCCCGGUCGGCCCACCGCCCAGUGCGCCGUCCCCUCCGUGCGCUGCCCGCCCGGGCGCCCCGCCUGCCCCAGCACCCGCCGCUGCUUCGGUCUCCUGCCUCUUGGGAGCCCCCGGCGGGCCGCGACCCCAGCUCCAGCUGCCGCACAGCCGCCGCCGCCGCCGCCACAGCGACCCGAGCCGCCAGACUCCUGAAGAGACGCCGGAGGCCGCGAGGGAGCGAGGGCUCGGGUAAUCAUCUCAUCUACCUUAAGCUGGACUGUCGGCCCUCGAGAGCCGGGCGCCCGCGCCGUGGAUUCGCCGCUCCCAGUUGGGCCUGGACUCCGUCUUCAUGAAAUCGCCUAGCGUCUCUGGAACCGUCAUUCUGAAGAAUGGGGGCAGUGGCGGGGAGGAGGAGAAGGGGAGCUGUCUUGGGGCCUCGCCCUUCGCAGCUCCUCCGCUGUCUGGCCCGGUCCUCCACCAUCUGCCUGGCAGAGCACGUCUUGACCUCUUUUCCUGACCCUCCCUCCGUAGGAUUCUGAGCACACAGCCCACAUCCCGUUCCCCCUCUCUGAAUCUCUGUGUCCAUACGUCCACCUGCAAUAAACUCCAGUCCCAACUGC